Molecule: messenger RNA, 1873 nt
Organism: Lagopus leucura (white-tailed ptarmigan)
Lineage: Eukaryota; Metazoa; Chordata; Aves; Galliformes; Phasianidae
Gene: ANKRD34C
Product: ankyrin repeat domain 34C
Exons: 1
Coding region: 1-1485 (494 amino acids)
Molecular function (GO): protein binding
Source: RefSeq, a predicted model, not a curated record
AUGGAUGAGGCGACGGAGCUGCAGACCGGGGGGAACUCUCUCCUGAAGGCAGUGUGGCUGGGCCGGCUGCGGCUGACCCGGCUGCUGCUGGAGGGGGGGGCCUACAUCAAUGAGAGCAACGAGAAGGGGGAGACGGCGCUGAUGGUGGCCUGCAUCACCACACACGUGGACCAGCAGAGCAUCAGCAAGGCCAAGAUGGUGAAGUACCUGCUGGACAACAGGGCUGACCCCAACAUCCAGGACAAGUCUGGGAAGACGGCCCUGAUGCACGCCUGCAUCCGCGGCGCGGGUGGCGAGGUGGUGACCCUGCUGCUGGACAACGGGGCCGACCCCAGCCUGGAGGACCACUCCGGUGCCUCUGCACUGGUGCACGCCAUCAACGCCGAUGACAAGGAUGUUUUGCAGCACCUUCUGAAUGCCUGCAGAGCCAAGGGGAAGGAGGUGAUCAUCAUCACCAUGGACAAGUCGGCCACCGGCGCCAAGGCCACCAAGCAGUACCUGAACGUGCCCCCACUGCUGGACUUCAAGGAGAGGGCCUCCCCUGAGACGAGCACCGCAGCGCUGAAGGCGGCCGCCCCAUGCCCACAGCCCGCCGAGCAGGAGCUGCCCCCCGGGGACGGUCCUCCCACCAAGGCCACCCCCGAGCCGCCCUCCCCGGGCUGGAGGGGCGGCACCACCACCAAGAGAGCACGGCUCCCGCAGCUGAAGCGGCUGCAGUCGGAGCCGUGGGGGCUGGUCGCGCCCUCAGUGCUGGCUGCGCACCACGAGGAGCAGCGGGUGCGCACGGAUGACGAGCUGGUCAGCAGCAUCGGGGAGCUCGCGCUGUGCAGGAAGGCUCCCCUCAGCCGCAGCAAGGAUGCGCCCCUAUUCCCGCUGGUGGACGAGCAGGCGCUGCGCACGCCUCCAGCCCCAGGGUCCGGCUGCAGGAAGGGGUUCGAGAAGGGCCCCCAGCGCCUGCCUCGCAGGAGCACGGUGCCGGAGCCCCCGGAGAGCAGCGAGGCGAUGGAGGCCCUGCACUGGCGGCGGAUGAGCGCCGAGCACCACGAGUGCGACGCCGGCAUGGCCGAGGCGGGGAAGGUGGCUGCGGAGAGGAGGAAGCUGAGCGGCUCUCACCUGGCUCUGCUGGGUGGUUCGCGGGAGGCUCUGGAUGGUGCCCCCAGCACCUCCCCCGCCGCCGUCCGCCGCCCGCCCAACCUGCUGGAACGGCGCGGCUCCGGCACGCUGCUGCUGGACCACAUCGCGCACACCCGGCCCGGCUACCUGCCCCCCCUCAACGUCAACCCCAGCCCCCCCAUCCCCGACAUCGGAGCCAGCGGCAAGGCCCCCUCCCCGCUGGCUGCCGGCUUCAGGGCCCUGGUGCCCGUCGCUCCCAGCUCCCCCAAGCGGGGUGACCUGAGAACCAAAAAGAAGCUCCUGCGGAGGCACUCCAUGCAGCUGGAGCAGAUGAGGCAGCUGUCUGAUUUUGAGGAAAUCGUGGCGCAGUAGCCGCUUUCCCGGGAAGUUCCCCAAACUGCCCUCUGUAGGAACACACACGGCAGUUCGGAGCGGGGCGGUGCUGCCCUGGGAAGCGCAGGCAGCCCUGGGCUCAAGGCCCCAUGCACAGAGCACUUUCCCCAGAGCUGGGGGGACAACAGGUGGCAGGCAGCACAGAACUGAGUGCCUGGAGCCCUGCCAUGCCGGCUGCUUUUGGACUUCCCCCCCACCCCCCGUGAGCACUUAUCUGAGAAAUCCAAUCCCAGCACGUUUAGGUAGAGGCAGGCAUCACACCAAGGCUCCCGGCUGCAGUGUGUUUGUUCCUGGUUAUUUACGAUCCAUUCUUCAUCCCUCCCACUCAUCCCAAUGCAGAAAGCGGUCUGGGAGCCCCACGCCAGGG